Messenger RNA from Pyrenophora tritici-repentis Pt-1C-BFP, 569 nucleotides. RefSeq names its product Protamine-P2 multi-domain protein. NCBI's taxonomy places the organism in Eukaryota, Fungi, Ascomycota, Dothideomycetes, Pleosporales, Pleosporaceae. The record is from RefSeq and is a predicted model, not a curated record.
AUCAACACACUCUUCCUCGCUCUUCAGCAUACAAACUUCAUAUACACCUCUCACAAAUCCCAAUACCCUUACUCAACCAUCAUGCCUCGCAACGGAGACGGAUCCUCUGACAACGGCCCCAUUGAGGGUCAGGACAUCAUCCACGGCAACUCUGGUGACGCCACCCUGCAGCACGCGAAAAACAACGUCGCUCCCAUGCCCGAGAUCGAGAAGGGCGAAGGAAUCGAAGGCAUGAAUGCUUCAGGCGGUGGUGACAUGCCGAAGAAAGGCCAUACCGGCCAAGGUGCGCCAGCAUCCGACUCGAAUAAGCCCGCGCCUGUCGACCAGGUUACCAAGUAAACUCGCCCCUACCAGCCAGAGAGAGAAAUAGCGAAAGGGAUGGACAGCGAAUACAGCAUUAGGCCGUUGGAUGUGCAGGCUACAGAACAACAAGCAAGGGAGUGAUAAUCCAUCGCGGCCACCGAGUGACAUCGGCCGACCAGCGUGCAUGCGAGUCCAGUCGAGCCUAGCCUAGCCCCCCACAGAUAACGGAAUGAAUAUAGCAAAAAUGUAAAAUCCGCAUCGACAAA